Messenger RNA from Cuscuta epithymum, 2484 nucleotides. The record is from the annotation of a GenBank genome assembly. NCBI's taxonomy places the organism in Eukaryota, Viridiplantae, Streptophyta, Magnoliopsida, Solanales, Convolvulaceae.
GCGCAGUUAAAAACUCAAAUUUAUUAAAAAAAAACCUCCUCCUAAUUACACAUUAUCCCCAAAUUUAACAAAGAGGGAGGACAAGAGGCAAUGGCUUCUCCUGGUAGCAAUGUCAAGAAAGCCGUGGUAGCUUUCUUAUCACCGCUUCCCUCAAUCCUCUUCUACCACUCUUUCCUCCGGCACCAUUACAGUGAAGAAGAAUCAACUCUCUGGGAAUGGUGCUAUCAUCACCCUCUCCUACUUGCCCACAUUUGCUUCUUUUUGAAUGUCAACCUCCUCUUCUGGAUCAUCGCUCUUUUCCAAUCCAGCCACUGGAUGAUUGAUUUGUACUGGACGGUGAUUCCUCUGUUGCUGGUGCACUACUACCGGAGCCACCCGUCGGGAGACUACAACGCUUGGAGGUCGCUGGUGGUUGUGUUGCUGACGUGGGUAUGGAGUAUUAGGCUGACACACAGCUACUUCCGCCGCGAGAACUGGCAGUGGGGCGCCAGGGAGGAUUGGCGAUUCACUGAUAUGAACCGCAAGUACGGCAAGAAUUGGUGGUGGAUGUCCUUCUUUGCUGUUUACUUAUCUCAGCAGGUAAAGCUUUUUUGUAGCCGUCUAACUGUUCGCUGAAUUGCCUCUGAAAUUUUGGAAGUUGCGGAGACACAGACCAGGUCAAUGAGGAGCUACAUAUGGCCCUGGUUGGUAACCUACUGAUCAUAGUCCCAGGACAGGGAAGUAAUUUGACCAUUAAACUUGAAUAACAGACUCAUAUGACCAUAUCUAUGAAAUUCGAUUAUAAGGGAGAUCCUUAUCAAUGGCUAAGUUGCUAUUGGGAUAGAUUUGUUGAUGACAUCUAUUAAUCAACUGUGAUUAUGUGUUGAUGAGGUAUGUAUAACAAAUUUAGGUUUAAUGCUCCAAACACACACAAACACAAACACUGAAACACACACACAUAUUUGGGCAUUAAUCCAUAUCUUUGAGGUCUAAUACUAAUAUUAUUAGUGUUUUUUAAACGGAGUAGUAUUUAAGUCUCUUUUCAAAUUUAUGUGCAAUUUUAAUAGUAAAAAUAAGAUACGUGUUUCCCCAACCAUUAAAUAUUUCAUUCCAAGGUAUUACUUACAUGAUUAAUUAUAGGCUAGCACAAACGAGUCAAACACAUUUUUUGUCACGAUGAUCAUGGACUAUUCUGUUGAAAAUUUAUGUAUCAGAUGGAUGUUUCAUGCAUUAAACCCUAAAUUUCAUUAAUAUUAGUGUUGAGUAUCCCACGUAUAUCUAUAUCAUUUAUUGUUCAUUAGGUUUAUGUCUAUUACAUAAAAUGUCAUGUGAGGAUUCUCUUGAGAGGAGUUAUUCUCAACUUAUUUUGGUAUCAAAUACUGGUCUAGUGGUGGUUUAUUGGUGCCCAUCCACUGAUCCACGUGGUAGUUUGGAGCAAUCUGUCUAGGGGCCAGCUUGGGCAUAUUUGUAAACCCUCUCAUUUGUGCACCACUUGAUGGAUAGUAUAUAAGUGAGGUAACUUAAAUAGAUUUUUCAAGGAUGAAUUAUAUCCAAUUUAGGAUUGAGUAGUGGGUAUCUGAGUAUCCGACUAGUAGUUUGUCAAAGGUGGAUGUGUUAAUUCUCAUGCCGAUGAGUUGGGGGUUGGGUGAUGGAUUUAGGGUCCAAGGUCUCCCACCCAACCCGCUCCAUUCUCAUCCUUCUUGACUAUUAGUAACCCACGAAUAUUUUGGAGUUUAAAAUUUCAAAUCGGUACUAGGUUUUGUUACCAACUUCAAAUGAUUCCUACUUAUGAGUUGUGAACUUUGUGGCGUAUAUGUAAUUUUAACCAUUCAGGUCUUUAUAAUGGGAAUAUGCAUGCCCAUGUACAUUGUACACUCGGAGAACAAGCCGUGGAACAUGUGGGACUUUGUUGCCAUAUCCAUUUGUUCGUCUGGCAUCGCAAUUGCGUAUUAUGCAGAUACACAACUCCACAAUUUUGCCAGCAGAAACAAAAGUUCGAAUGAGCAAAAGGUUCCAAAUCUCCUUCUCGAUACAGGUCUGUGGCGGUACUCCCGCCAUCCAAACUACUUUGGUGAGCAGCUAUGGUGGUGGGGACUCGCCAUAUUCGCAUGGUGUAUGGGUGGUGUUUGGGUUUUUCUUGGCCCUCUCAUAAACAGCUUGUGCUUGGCAUAUGUCACUAUUCUCGUAGAGAAACGAAUGAUUAAACAGGCUCACAGAGCUGAAGCUUAUAGACUCUACCAGAAGACAACUUCAGUUUGGAUUCCAUGGUUUAAGAAGUCAUCAUCCACCAGCGUAAAAGAUAAGAACUCUUAAUACACUGAACCUGCACUUUUAUUUGUUGUACUUUUUUUACUCAUAUUGGGAUUUUACUGACAGAACCCCAAUACUGAAGAAAGACUUCUUCAAAUUGUAAUGAGAACGGAGAUUGGAAUUGAUGAGCUCAAUGUACAAUUUGAUACCAGCGUCAUUACAUAUAAAUAUAACAUUUGACCUUUUAUGGUUUUA